UCUGUCUGUCUGUCUGUCCGAGGCUUUGCUCCGUGGUCGUUAGUGCUAGAAAGCUGAAAUUCGGUAUGGAUAUAUAAAUCAAUAAAGCCGACAAAGUCGUACAAUAAAAUCUAAAAAAAAUAUUUUUUGAGGGUACCUCCCCCACACGUAAAGUGGGGGUGUUUUUUUUUUUUUGCUUCAACCCUACACUGUGGGAUAUCGUUGGAAAGGUCUUUCAAAACUAAUAGGGGUCUUCAACAAACAUUUUUUGAUAAAGUGAAUAUAUUCGGAGAUAAUCGCUCCGAAAGAAAAAAAAAAUGUGCCCCCCCCCCCCCUCUAACUUUUGAACCAUAGGUCCAAAAAAUAUGAAAAAAAUCGUGGAAGUAGAGCUUAAGAAAGACAUUAAAUGAAAACUAUAGCGGACAUGAUCAGUUUAGCUGUUUUUGAGUUAUCGCUAAAAGUUUCCCCUUGAUAGUAAAAAGACUUACUUUAAUUAGGUACUGAUUAUGCAAAUUUGCCUAUUUGUUUAACUCGCGUGAAAGGUACCGUUUCAUCCCUUGGUUAACAAUUUACUAUACUUUAAGCUCCAGUUUAGCUUAUUGUGACGGAAGAGUAACUACGGAACCCUACACUGAGCGUGGCCCGACAUGUUCUUGGCCGGUUUUUAUUAAGGUUUAAAACCCUGCCAAGUGAGAGUCGGACUCGCGCAUAAUGGUUCCGUACCAUUACGCAAAAAACGGAAAAACACGUUUGUUGUUUAGGAGCCCCACUUAAAUAUUUAUUUUAUUUUAUUUUUAGUAUUUGUUGUUAUAGCGGCAACAGAAAUAGGUACAUCAUAUGUGAUAAUUUCAGACAGACAGAGACGAACAGUGCAGUCUUAGUAAUAGAGUCCCGUUCCCAUUUUACUCUUUGGGUACGGAACUCUAACGGUAAAGUAACAAUUAUUUUGCGUACCAAUAUUUGAAUUUAGAGAAUUUACGUUGGCAUGUUUGAUUUAGAAUUUCUAUUAAGCUACCAAAUUGUACAUAUCUCAAUCUAUUGCCGUUUAAUUAAAAUAUUUUUAGUUUAUAUAAAUUGGGUACCUAUAGAUAUUAUCACAACUAUGAGUAAAUACACAAAACCUCGUUCGUGAUAACAGGGACUGAAGUCAACCCGAUAACGAGUGUCUACGGGUAUAAUGUCAUUUAAUAACACGAAGUCGUAUAAAGCAGAGUCAGCGCUACGGCAGUGAACAAAACGAUGCAUUGAGACAGUGUUAGAAAAUCCCAGUGGAGUAGUGGAUUGACUAGUGUCAAUAAGGACUAGUGCAAUGAGAACGUUUUAUAAAAUAUAAGUGUUUGCACUUUAAUUUGAGAAGAAUAUUAAGUGAAUAAAGUAAUUGUAAACAUAAUGAGAUGUGAUAGUGGGAACUAAGUUACAUUACAAUGGCUAGCCCCAAAGUGACUAAAGUGCCGCCUGAUGGAGGAUAUGGCUGGGUCGUCACAUUUGCUUAUGCUUUAAACAAUGUCGUGGUACUUCCACUCAUAGCCGGUUUCGGCUUAGUAUUUCAAGAAGCGUUCCACGACGUGGGCUUGUCAGCUACACAGGGCACCCUGAUAAUCACCUUGAACCAUGGGUUCGGGAUGCUGCUCUCGUUCUUCGGCGGGCCGGUGCUGCGGCGCUUCGGGUACAGGAAGGUGGCCGUCACGGGAGCCAUACUCAUCUCAGCGGGACUUAUGCUCACGGCCGUUGCGUCCAGUUUCUGGCUCUUCUUAUUUUCUUAUAGCAUUUUAAAUUCAAUGGGAGUAGCAGCAGUCAUGGCCGCCUUCUCACUAGCCAUUAACUCAUAUUUUAAAGAGAAAAGGAGCAGAGCUGUUGGUGUUGGAAUGUCCAUCACAGGGCUCGGAGCCAUCUACAUGCCUCUACUCAUGAGUGCACUCAUAUAUGCCUACGGAUGGAGGUACGCUGUGCUCACUCUGGGAGCAAUUUGCCUGCACUCUUUGGUAGGAGCUUGCUUACUUAGGCCAGUAAAAUGGUACAUGGUAACGCCUCCCCAGGAAAUGAUGCCGCUGAACAAAGUUGAACAUGUGGAACUUAUUAACGGAGGACUUCCACAAAAUGGCACUGUACCAUCGCUACCACAACUUGAAGAGUCUAAAGAAAAUGGACCGGUAUCUGUCAAAAGCCAGUCAAUGAGAUCACUUUCCAAUGGUUUAAGUUUAGAAACCAGGAAUGCCAUUUCACAUCCCGAUGUGCAUAAAAAGUCUCAAGAACCAACAUCGGUUUUAGAGUAUAAAUGGUGGGAAUCUCAAGAAAUAAAUUUGGGUAGUUCGAUAAAUAUAUUUCGUGAGAACGAGUUUCACAAAAAGCCUGGACUAGAAAAUGAGGCUUUCAUAGAAAAACCACUAGAAAUUGAAUCAAACAAAACGCUUGUUCAAAAAUUUGUUGACUUUUUCGAUCUGACUCUAUUGAGAGAUCCAAUAUUCUUGAACAUAAUGUUUGGAUUAUCAAUGGCUGGUUGCGUUGAGACAAAUUUUUCCUUAUUAUUUCCAAUAAUUCUUAAAGAUAUGUUAAGAUUUGAAACUUCGCAAAUAGCGAACUUAAUGGCUGUGAUUGGAUUUUCGGACACUUUGUUUCGGCUGGUGUCUCCGUUUAUAGGAGAGUGGUGCAAUAAGUCGCCCAGAGUCAUGUACAUGGUCAGCUUAGCUAUGGUCAUCUUUAUUAGGUCAAUAAUGUUAUUUACAACUUCGUUCAUUGGAAUGAUAUUCGUCGCCCUUGCAAUGGGGAUAACGAAAGGGGUGCGGACAGUCUACAUGAAUAUUGUGAUACCAAACUACGUGCCCUUAGAACGGCUGCCCUUCGCUUCUGGAAUACAGAUGUUCUUCAACGGUAUCAUUAUUAUCACGCUAGGUACCGUACUGGGAAAAAUCCGCGAGCUAUCCGGAAACUACAGAAUACCUAUCGUUAUCUUGAACUGUGUCACAAUGGUCACUGUGAUCAUGUGGGGUGCCGAGUUUCUCUACUUCAAGUUCAGGAAUAAAUCCAAUGAAGAGGCAAAAGAAGCGACCAGUUGAAGUCUGAAAAUGAUCCGUUAGGAAUAACUAUUUUAAUUAACCUUUUCGAACGCUUAGGACAAGCAUUCGUUAUUAACUUUUCUUUAUUUAAUAACACAGAACAUAUGAAUUUAUUUUUUUAUUAUUAUUUUAUUUACAGAUGUAUUUUUCAGUCAUUGAAAUAUUUACAAAGUCAUAAACUAAAGUUAAAUAUAAUACUGGGGACCAUGAAUUAUCCAGUUAAUAUAACAGGUUUAUUUCGAACAACAUAUUAAUUGAUAGGCGACUGAAACCAUACUUAAUUUUAAAAUGAAAUAAUUUUAGUAAACAUUACAAAAUAUGGUUACAUAAUAACACAGUUUACAAUAUAUACUCAUAUAAUGUCAAAUAAAAAAGAAUACAUCAAUACAAUUAUCGUUCUGUAUUCUUCUUAAUUUGUCAAUAUAAAACAUCUAAUCUAUGAAUUCGCUAUAAUUUGUAGUUUAUUGUCUCCAUUGUCAAUGCGUUAAGCACGCACACUUAAAACACUUUCACUAUAUCUCUAAUUGUUCACGUUUUUAUUCAUUUGGUUUUGUAAAUUAGCACUACUUGCGUAACAACAUAAUCACUGCUCGUUCGAUUUAUUUGUUACACUUUUCUCACUACUGACGUUUUCAGGAGGUUCUGCAGUCACUGUAAUGGGGUGUGUAUCCUGAAAUACAAAAUCGGAUUGAAUACUAGAUAUAUCUAUGCAGUACGAAAGCAGUAGGUAAGCUACUGAUUUAAACGUGCGGUUGUUUUAUUGCGAUAAACACAGCGUCAAACUCGAUGCGUUUGUCGCAAAUCCAUUUAAAAUCAGAUAAUCUAAUGACCGUAUAUUGUUUUACGCGGUAAACGCAGCGGUAAGCGUUUUCAUUUUCCCUACAUUCGGUCUAUCGCAUAAAACUACCGCACGCUUAAAGGACUAUACUAUAUAAAGCCUGACCAGUAAUAUAUGAUCACACGCCUUGUUCCGGAAUUUCUAUGGAACUAAAUUUUUCAUACUAAACUGAUCGUAUAUUGCUGGUCGGGCUUUACUUACCGGGUGUGGCCUUUAACAAGAGCAAACAAAUAACUGUAGGCUGUACGUACUCCUCAAACUGACCAACAUUUGUACAGCGACUUAAAAAAAUCUUGUGUUUUGAUUUUUAGUACACUUUAACAUUUAUUCUAAGACGCAAUGUAUUGCCAAUUUUGGUUCUUGACGUGAUAAAUAACGUCAAUUACAAUUACAAUGCCGUAAAAAUAGGAAAUCUAUAGACUUAAUCAUUUUUAAAUUUAUUGAACAUAAGUCACCGUUUGAGAAGUAAAAUCUAUGGUUUUAUUAUUUGCUCGCGUUACAGGCCACACCCGGCCGGUAUAUGAGAGUGAGUAGCUCGCAAUGACAUUUAAAUGAAAUCUGUAUCAUUAAAUAAAAAUCUUAGACUAUAUUUAAGUAAGUAGAAUAAAUUAAUCAAUAUUUUCGACGAAAAUUAUGUAGAACAUAAUUGGCUGAACCAUUAUUCAGUAGAUAUUUUCCAAAAAUCCCUUAUUAAAAAGACGUACGUGCCACGAACAUACGACCUAUAAAAAAUACGGAUUUACGGACCCCUCUAUUAUACUUUUCCCCAUGUUCGACCCUUAACCUGCCUACUUCAGGGUGCUUAGCCAACGUGCCAAUCGUUACCGCUCCGUAGUGUAGCGUAGUCAUCUCUCUAUCACUCUUCCAUAUUAGUGCGGCAGUGACAGUUGCGUUUUGUUCGCUACCGAGUGAACACGACUGGCACGUUGGCUACACACCCAGUAGUUUCUAUGAUUGAUUCUAAAUAUAUAUUAUGUUACGAUUAGUCAGUGCUAAACUCACAAAUGUGUAAUGAUUAUAUAUCAAUAUGUACAAGAGAAUUUUAUUGUACAAAUCGUUAUUUUAACAAUGAGUACAAUAUACAUUUUUAUCGACUUUAAAUUACCAAAUUAUAUUAUAUAUACGUUAUUAGUUUAAUGAUCAGUGCAAUGUGCAAUAUAACACUAAGUAAACUAGUGACUUGUAGGUCAUGUUUGGUUAGAUUUAUUUUGAAGCAGUAGUAGUAGUACGUAUAGUACAUACUUUAAGUACCGAUCUGUUGACUGAAAUACUGUAAGUACUGUAAGUUGGGAAUUUUAUACCUAGAUUGAAAAUUAGUAAAUUAGUAAGAAUAGAACCUCUUUAUUGUUAGUGGAUAUAUUCUGAGAACCUUCUGGAAACGAUGUGCUAUUGUUAAUCUUCUUCUUAUUCUCCAAUUCAUUUACUGAAAAAAAUAAAAUAAGUAUGUUACAAUAAAAAUAUUUUUGUACAA
Molecule: messenger RNA, 5341 nt
Organism: Cydia pomonella (codling moth)
Lineage: Eukaryota; Metazoa; Arthropoda; Insecta; Lepidoptera; Tortricidae
Product: monocarboxylate transporter 9-like
Exons: 6
Coding region: 1404-3032 (542 amino acids)
Biological process (GO): transmembrane transport; monocarboxylic acid transport
Molecular function (GO): monocarboxylic acid transmembrane transporter activity
Source: RefSeq, a predicted model, not a curated record